Molecule: messenger RNA, 1729 nt
Organism: Nanorana parkeri
Lineage: Eukaryota; Metazoa; Chordata; Amphibia; Anura; Dicroglossidae
Gene: DKK2
Product: dickkopf WNT signaling pathway inhibitor 2
Exons: 4
Coding region: 176-943 (255 amino acids)
Biological process (GO): multicellular organism development; negative regulation of canonical Wnt signaling pathway
Cellular component (GO): extracellular region
Molecular function (GO): receptor antagonist activity; co-receptor binding
Source: RefSeq, a predicted model, not a curated record
GAUGAUCUACUUUAUUUCACUGAUGCAUCCAAACAGCCGGAUGUGUUGUUUCUACAGCAAGUUCCUAAUGUUUUGGGUGUGAUUGGAAACUAGGCAGUUGUCAUAGUGACUUCUGUUUUGGACAUUGGGAGGACUGUUGUGUGUGACUUCUUUUCUACACUUAGACUGGUCAAGGAUGAACAUGUUUUUUGUCGGGUGGAAUGGGGAGUGCCGCUGUCUGCUACCUCUGCUACUGGCAGUACUUUUGGUGGAGGGGACCCAGAUAGACUAUUCCAGAUCCAAAGCUAACUCCAUCAAGUCCAUUGUGGUGGUCCAGACUCCAACCCUGGCCACCAACAGGUCUUCAAGCUUCCAGCAUGGAGCGUCGCACAAGAAAGGGAAAAGCCUUGGCCAGGCAUAUCCCUGCAUAAGUGAUAAAGAGUGUGAAGUAGGAAAAUAUUGCUACAGUCCUCAUCAGGCUCCUUCCUCCUGUAUGGCUUGCAGAAGAAAGAAGAAACGCUGCCACAGAGAUGGCAUGUGCUGUCCUGGUAAUCGCUGCAACAAUGGUAUUUGCAUUCCAGUUUCUGAAACGAUCUUGACAGCUCAUAUACCAGAACUUGAAGGGCGCCCAAAGAAGAACAGCCAUACAUCUAGUAAAGAUGUGGGAUGGGAGAAUAUUGGGAGACAUCACACUAAAAUGCCCCAUAUAAAAGGACAUGAGGGGGAUCCUUGCCUUCGGUCAACCGACUGCAUUGAAGGUUAUUGCUGUGCUCGCCAUUUUUGGACCAAAAUUUGCAAACCAGUAUUACGCCAAGGGGAAGUUUGCACAAAGAUAAGGAAAAAAGGUUCUCAUGGAUUGGAGAUCUUUCAGCGAUGCGACUGUGCUAAGGGCUUGUCUUGCAAAGUAUGGAAGGAUGCCACAUAUUCUUCAAAAUCAAGACUGCACAUUUGCCAGAAAAUCUAAGCCAUUAGAACCAUUGAUACAACAGACUGUGUUCUUGAAGGAGGAUACUGUUGAUCCACAUAUAUGAAGGACAUUGGUACUGAGAAAAACACUGAACUGAAAGGCGAUGUAUAUUAUGAACUGGAGCUAAUGGACCUUACCUGUGUAAAUAAACAAUUUGCAACGUUGACAUUUCAUAAAAUAGCAUUUAUUAUGGUAACAACGCAUGCCCAGUAAUUUUACAAAAAUAUAUGAGCAUUAAGUAUAUAGACAUUAUCUUCAUUUGUGUAUUCCGUGAAAAAACUCUUUACAAAAUCCAAACAUAGUUGUUGCUUAAAGUUUUCUAUGCAUUGGCAUGGAGUGCUUUAUAUGAAAAGUAGAACAGAUUUUGUCCAGGGAAUACAACUAUAGUGUUUUCACAUGAUGAUCAAUCAUACCAGAUUACAGUUACGGUAUAUCCUGUUCUUUGUCAGGGAAGUCUUCUUGAAAACACAGAAAUCUGGGUCAGCCAAUUACUGGCAACUACCAAACGUUCCAGAGAGCUCAAUUAUGAAUAACAGAUCUAUGCAAGUCAGAUAUUGCUGACACUGUGCCGACCAGAUCUUUAUUAUUAAAUUAUACCAAUUAAGAGAAAGCACGUCUGCUCAACACAAAAUUCACUGUAGCAUUUAAAAUGGUUAGUCCACAUGUGUUAGCUGUCCGGUUUUAUACACUACAGUAAUUUUUUGUGGUUUAAAGAAUUAAUAUCAUGAAAAAAUUGUCUCAUAAAUAAGAGCAAGGCAACAUCGUAUAAUUUGCUAACCGAGA